Molecule: messenger RNA, 1545 nt
Organism: Aspergillus pseudotamarii
Lineage: Eukaryota; Fungi; Ascomycota; Eurotiomycetes; Eurotiales; Aspergillaceae
Product: MFS transporter
Exons: 1
Coding region: 1-1545 (514 amino acids)
Biological process (GO): transmembrane transport
Molecular function (GO): transmembrane transporter activity
Source: RefSeq, a predicted model, not a curated record
AUGAAGAUCCGGAACAAGAGUCUUGGUAUGUGGCACCGCAUCUGGCUCUUCUUUUUGCUGGGCACUAGCAACUCUAGGAAAAUUGUUGGAAAUGUCGACCACCAGUGGCUGGGGAAUGGAACUAGCGAUAGUCCAUAUAUCGUAUCCUGGCCUGUGAAUGAUGCGUUGAAUGGCCGUAACUAUGGUACGAUGAGAAAAAUCAGCAUCAUAGUCGUCUCAGGACUGUCAACUCUCUCAGUUGCUUUUGCAUCAAGUGCUUAUUCUGGAGACCUGUCCUCAAUUUGCCAGUAUUUUGGAGUUUCUGAUGAGGCUGCAACACUGGGCCUGUCGCUUUAUGUCCUAGGCUUCGCGAUAGGGCUUUUGCUGUGGGCCCCCAUGAGUGAGGCUUUUGGCAGGAGAAUCGUGUUCUUGGCCACUUUCAGCCUUUUCACUAUCUUCAACAUUGCGGCAGCAAUUUCCGCCAAUUUCGCUUCCCUGGUCAUUUUCAGAGCUUUGGCCGGAAUGUUCGGCAGUGCACCUCUCACCAACUCUGGAGGGGUUGUGGCCGAUCUCUACAGUGCGGAAACGAGAGGACUUGCGGCAGUGUUCUACUCUUGUGCCACCUUUCUUGGGCCUGUUUUGGGUCCCAUUGCGGGCGGAUUUCUCGGCAAGGCUCAAGGAUGGAGAUGGGUCGAAGGCCUGCUGGCAAUCUACUCGGGAAUUAUGCUUAUACUCGGAAUACUUUGCGUUCCCGAAACCUUCAGUAACGUUCUCCUUCGCCGACGUGCCGCCAUGCUUUCGAUGCAGACGGGAAAGUUAUAUGUCAGCAGCGUCGAUCACCGCAACCCCCCAGGGUCUCUGGCGGAGAAGUUUCAAGUAUCAACGACCCGUCCUUUGCAUCUGCUCUCCAAUGAGCCGAUCCUUGUCGUUCUCGCGCUUUAUAUGUCUUUCCUUUACGGCACCACCUAUCUGCUACUAGCAGCACUACCUAUCGUGUUCCAACGUGUCCGCGGAUGGAGUCCAGGGAUGGGUGGCCUUGCAUUCGUACCUAUUGCAAUCGGCAUGCUUUUCGCCACGGCUUUUAUGGUCUUCAUCAAUCGUCAAUAUACAAGGAAAUUCAGAGCGUCCGAGACUGGCCAGCUGCCUCCCGAAGCACGCCUGCCUUCAGGCAAGGUUGGGGCUGCUCUGAUUCCUACCGGUCUAUUCCUUUUUGCAUGGACCAAUGACCCUUCGAUCAACUGGGCUGUUUGUAUGGUUGGUAUUUCCUUCUUUGGGUUUGGCAAUAUCUGUGUCACAUUAGCAUUGGUCAACUAUCUUGUCGAUAGCUAUGUGACCUCUGCUGCGUCGGCUCUUGCCGCUGCCACGGUGAUGCGAUCACUUUGCGGGGCGACAUUCCCGCUUUUCACCACAUAUAUGUACGAUGAAUUGGGAAUUCACUGGGCAAGUAGUGUGCCGGCCUGUCUAUCUCUGGCUUGUCUUCCAGCUCCAUACCUUUUGUCAAAAUUCGGCCCUCGGAUACGCCGGCGAUCCAAGUUUGCAACUAUCGCAAUGGGCGACGAGAACUAG